Parnassius mnemosyne (clouded apollo) is the source of this 714-nucleotide messenger RNA. Lineage: Eukaryota; Metazoa; Arthropoda; Insecta; Lepidoptera; Papilionidae. The record is from the annotation of a GenBank genome assembly.
AUGGGUAACCAGUUCAAGAACGUAGCAUUGAUUGCUUGCCUAAAAACAUUACUGUUCAUCUUCAACAUUGUAUUUUGGGUAACAGGACUACUAUUUCUCGUGGCGGGAUUAUGGGCAGAGUUCGAUCUAUACAAGUACAUGGAGUUGUCAACGGAGUUCUCAGGGACGGCUUCGUACGUUAUGAUUGGCAUCGCAAGUCUGAUCGUCCUCAUCAGUUCCAUGGCCUUCUCUUGUAUCAUCAAGGGGCAACCAGUGCUGCUUUAUAUCUACGGAGGUUUCCUAGCGUGCAUCUUUAUGAUGAACGUAGGAAUUACGGCUUCGGUGAUCUGCUACCGUGAUACCUUCGCCAAGGGUCUCCACGACGGACUCACACAGACUGUUAGAAACUACGAUCCACAUAAGGCUAACUUCGACUUCGCACAAUCAACGCUUCAAUGUUGUGGUGUUUCCAACUACACUGACUGGAUAAGAUCCUCACCACAAAAAAUAAUACCGGUGUCAUGCUGCUUGGAUCCAACUCACUGCGUUACGGCUAAUUACAGCGAUGUGUACCAAAGGGGUUGUUAUGAAGUGAUUGUUCAUUAUUUGUCGGCCAAUAUGGAAAUAUUCAUCAGCGUAGCUGUUGUGACUGCCCUUCUUCCAUUAUUUGGAUCAAUCUUAUCGUGUAUACUUGCAACUUACAUCAAGAAGUCCAAAUAUGAUGUCAUAAAUUAA